AUGGUUACAUCACAGCAGAGGUCCGCUCCCCGGUGGACGGCCGUGUUCUUGCUGUGGACGGCGCUGUGCAGCUUGUUCUUGCCAGCUGUAUCUGUCAAGCAUGAAAACUUCAAAACCUGCGACCAGUCUGGCUUCUGUAAACGCAACCGCGCAUUCGCCGACGACGUCACUGCCUCGAGCUCCUUCGUCUCCCCAUACGCCCUCGACCCCACGACACUUAAGUUCAAGGACGGCCAACUGGACGCUGUAGUACUCAAGACGGUCGGAGAAGGUGCCGAGAAGGUCCAGUUGCCGCUCACAGUCACUUUCCUCGAAUCUGGCGUUGCAAGAGUUACCCUGGACGAAGCAAAGAGGCAGAAAGGAGACAUCGACCUCAGGCACGACAGCAAAGCCAGAAAGGAGCGAUACAACGAAGCUGGCAAAUGGGCGCUCGUCGGCGGCCUGAAGACCUCCAGCGGCGCUGCAUUGGCUGAAGCAGCCGAUGCUGGCUACACCAAGGUCGUCUACGGCAAAGGCAGCAGGCACCAAGCCAUCAUCCGCCAUGCACCUUUCUCGAUCGAGUUCCAGCGGGACGGCGAGACCCAAGUCAAGUUCAACGAGCGUGGUUUCUUGAACCUGGAGCACUGGAGGGCAAAGGUCGAGAAGCCCAAGGAGGAGCCAAAGGACGGCGAGGAGGCCAAAGAAGAGCCAAAGGUCGAGGAGGAGAAGGUCGAGGAGGAAAAGGGCGAAGACGAGAGUACAUGGUGGGACGAGAGUUUUGGUGGAAACACCGACACAAAGCCUCGCGGCCCUGAAGCUAUCUCACUCGACAUCUCCUUCCCCGGCUACGCCCACGUAUUUGGUAUCCCAGAACAUGCCACAAGGCUCUCACUGAAGACGACGAGAGGCGGCAACGAUGCCUACACCGAGCCAUAUCGACUGUACAACGCUGAUGUCUUUGAGUACGAGAUGGACAGCCCAAUGACUUUGUACGGCGCCAUCCCAUUCAUGCAGGCACACCGCAAAGGAUCCACCGUCGGUGUCUUCUGGCUCAACGCUGCCGAGACAUGGAUCGACGUGACCAAGACCAGAAACACUGCGAAUCCGCUGGCGCUCGGUGUCGAAGGCCACACUGACACGCACACCCACUGGAUGUCCGAGAGUGGUCUCUUGGAUGUGUUCGUCUUUCUUGGACCCACCCCUCAGGAUCUUACCCGUCAGUAUGGUGAGCUCACUGGAUACACUGCCAUGCCCCAGUCGUUCGCCAUUGCCUACCACCAGUGCCGCUGGAACUACGUCACCGACGAGGAUGUCAAGGAUGUUGACCGCCGUUUCGACAAGUUCAACAUCCCGUACGAUGUCAUCUGGCUCGACAUUGAAUACACCCACGAAAAAGAAUACUUCACCUGGGACCCGCUGACAUUCGUUGACCCAAUCUCCAUGCAGCAGCAACUCGACAAGCGAGACAGGAAGCUUGUGGCGAUCAUCGACCCUCACAUCAAGAACACCAACAACUACCCUAUCAUUGACGAGCUCAAGAGCAAGGACCUCGCUGUCAAGAACAAGGAUGGCAACCAGUACGAGGGUUGGUGCUGGCCCGGUUCCUCCAUGUGGGUCGACUGCUUCAACCCAGCUGCCAUUGAUUGGUGGAAGGGUUUGUUCAAGUAUGACAAGUUCAAGGGAUCUGCUCACAACACAUUCAUCUGGAACGAUAUGAACGAGCCCUCUGUCUUCAACGGCCCUGAGACUACUAUGCCCAAGGACAACUUACACCACGGCAACUGGGAGCACCGCGAUGUCCACAACAUCAAUGGCAUGACCUUCCACAAUGCUACCUACCACGCCCUGACUGAGCGCAAGAAGGGCGAGCUCCGCCGUCCAUUUGUCCUCACUCGUGCCUUCUACUCUGGCAGUCAACGUAGUGCGGCCAUGUGGACUGGUGACAACCAGGCUGACUGGCCCCAUCUUGAAGCAUCUCUGCCUAUGAUUCUCAACCAAGGCAUCUCUGGUUUCCCAUUCGCUGGUGCUGACGUUGGAGGUUUCUUCGGCAACCCCAGCAAGGAGCUUCUCACGCGCUGGUACCAGGCUGGUAUCUACUACCCGUUCUUCCGUGGCCACGCCCACAUCGACACUCGCCGUCGUGAGCCUUACAUUCCUGGAUCGCCAUACACUGAGAUUAUCACUCAGGCUCUUCGUCUGCGUUAUCAGCUGCUUCCUGCCUGGUACACUGCCUUCCACGAGGCCCACACAACUGGUGCACCAAUCGUGCGUCCUAACUUCUACAUCCAUCCAGAUGAUGAGGCCGGUUUCGCGGUCGAUGACCAGCUCUAUAUCGGGUCCACCGGUCUGCUUGCUAAGCCAGUCACUAAGGAAGGCGCCGACAGCGUCUCUGUAUACAUCGCAGACGACCAGCCUUACUACGACUACUUCGACUACACCACUUACACCGGCAAGGGCCAGCACACUGUCCCUGCACCUCUCGAAAAGAUCCCGCUCCUUAUGCAGGGAGGUCACAUCAUUCCCCGCCGCGACCGUCCCCGUCGUUCUUCAGGCCUCAUGAAGUACGAUCCCUUCACGCUUGUUGUUGUUCUCGACAAGGACGGCAACGCGGCAGGCACACUCUAUGUCGAUGACGGCGAGACAUUCGACUACCAAGGCGGUGCCUUCAUUCACCGCCGCUUCUCGUUCGACGGCAAGCGCAACAUCCUCACCUCGUCGAACCUCGACACUAGCACCGUCCGCACCGUAAAGUACGAAAAGUACGCCAAGUCGAUGGACAAGGUCCGUGUUGAGAAGGUCAUCGUCAUCGGUGCACCAAGUGCGUGGAAGGACAAGGACGAGGUCAUCGUCAUGGAGGAGGGCUCGAAGGAGAGCAAGAGAAGGAAACCAGUGCCUCUUGAGUACUACCCUGCCGAUGGCAAGAAGGCCGCCUUCGCAAUCAUUCGCGACCCCAGCGUAGGCAUUGGACGGGGCUGGAAGAUCGACUUUGGUGGCGCGAAUGCUGGUCCUCAUGACCACCACGGACACGAGCAUUGA
This is a messenger RNA of Ascochyta rabiei, 3015 nucleotides long. RefSeq names its product Glucan 1,3-alpha-glucosidase. Gene Ontology annotation, molecular function: carbohydrate binding; alpha-glucosidase activity. The transcript has 3 exons. Lineage: Eukaryota; Fungi; Ascomycota; Dothideomycetes; Pleosporales; Didymellaceae. Gene Ontology annotation, biological process: carbohydrate metabolic process; N-glycan processing. Gene Ontology annotation, cellular component: glucosidase II complex. Bases 1 to 3015 code for a protein of 1004 amino acids. The record is from RefSeq and is a predicted model, not a curated record.